Manis javanica (Malayan pangolin) is the source of this 7293-nucleotide messenger RNA. RefSeq names its product leucine rich repeat containing 8 VRAC subunit E (gene LRRC8E). NCBI's taxonomy places the organism in Eukaryota, Metazoa, Chordata, Mammalia, Pholidota, Manidae. The record is from RefSeq and is a predicted model, not a curated record. Gene Ontology annotation, molecular function: protein binding.
GUGGGGGUCUGGAGGUCCAUCCCAGGCACCGGGGGCACUGUGGCCCAAGCCCACCCUGCUCCAGGCACUCAAGGAGCUGGGGAAGGGGCUGGGGGGAGACAGCCUCAGCCGUGGCUAGCCCAAGGGCAUUGCUCUGGGGGGCAAAGGGUGGAAUGAAGAUCAGCAGGCUGGGGGAGACCCCGGGGGGCUUGACCCCUUUCCUCCUUCUUGCCUGCAGAGUCAAUAGCAGUAGCACUGUCUCUGGGACCCCCCCAACACCCCAGAACCUUACCGCGUGCGGUCCUAGGUCCCCAGGUUGUCCCACUCUGGGACUCUUGAACCUCAAGACUCCCCAGACCCCCAAGUCCUAGCAGGGAAGCUUGGAAAAGUAGGAGGUUGGGAGUCCCCAGGCCUGGACCCGACCCUAGGUCUGCCACCAAGGGGCCACUCUCCCCAGCCACGUACCCCAAUUUCUCUCUUGUGUAAACAUCAAAGGUUGGACCUUGUGUUCUCCAAGGCCUGUCACUGUGUCUUCUUUGGCCCCCAACACAGGCUGUGGAUGGGGAGAGGGGGCCAGAUCAGAAGAACCCUCCACCACCAUGGUUUGGGGAGCAAGGUGGGGGCCUGGGGAGGGCCUAGGACAGGAGAAGCAGGGGUGAGGCAUGGAUGGGCCGAGCUAAAGCUGGGUAGGGGGCAUGAACGUCGUCCUGUGCUGACACAGACCCCCAACCUGGCCUGCAGAAGAGCCACCCCCAUUGCCCCUUGGCCAGAACCCCCUCUGAGGUUCUUUCAGGAAAGAUGCUGCAUCUCAGUGAGAGGUUCUUGCUCAGGGUGAAACAGAGCAGGUGCGAUCAGACAGAUGGGACUUGGGGGGGUCGUGCCUGAAACGCCACUCGUGCCUUGAAGCCUUGAGCAAGCUCUGUCACAACGCUCGAGUCUGGGAAAGGGGGGCUCUGGCUCCCACGCCCACAGAGGUGGGAUAAAACGAGGCCCUGAGAGCACUGGUGGCUCUAAGUUGCCUGUGGCCCUGCUGUUUCCUCGGGGCACCCCGCCCCUCGAGUUGCCCCACCAGCCCUGCUCAGACAAAGGGGGCCCAGCCUUGUGUCUGCGGAAGCUUAAUGGCAGGUUCAGGCCAUCAGGUUUGAGUCAUGGAGACGGAUAAUGAUAACUGCAGCAUGUGUCCUGGGCGGUGUUGUGUGUGCACCUCGUUCCAUGGGGGCCCCUGGGCCUUCCAUGGGGACCUUGCCCACACCCUGGCUCCUGGGCUCUGGUCCUGGGUGUAUGCUUCUGGUCCUUGACUGUGGUCCCUCACCAGUGGGUGGUGGAGCUUCCACUGCUGUGAGCUGGGCUCGGUCAUGAGGUUGGUCCCUGCCUGCAUGUGUGGCAUUCCUGCCACAGUCCCCAGGGUCACUGUUCUUAGGCUGGGCAGCUGAGCAGUGUUCCCUAGAAGGGACAGGUUUUCUGGGCAGGGAGAACCUAGGGGCUGGACCUGGCAGAGGGUGUCUGACCGGCUCCCUGGCCCUGGAUCUGCCCUCAGUUCAGUGGAUGCCCGCACUGUGCACACCCCAGAAUGCCCCCAGGUGUCCCUUUUGGUGGCUGCAAUAUUCAUGCAGCCCCUGGGGGCUGCUGAGCUGCCCCUGGUGACAGAGACUGGCUAAUGCACUGGGGCGUUUCUCCUCUGCUUUUUGCUUAGGACAGGGUGUGACUGAGCGUGAGGGACUGACAUGUGCCGGGGAUACUGUACUUGUGAAUCCCCUAGCGUGCGCCUGCUCCUGGGUGAGUCAGAGAGCCCAGGAGCCAGGGUGUGGGCAGGCAUGUGCCCGUGUUGCAUGCCAUCACUGGCAGCCUCUGGGGGGAUUAAGGGCUGCAGUGGACUGCCCCACCCUCAGCAGGAUGGGCAGGGCCUGCAGCCUGUAUCCCUGCCCCACCCUGUCCCCGUCCCUGCCUAGGAGUCACCCUAAGGCCUUCAGGGCCAGUUGGGACCAAAAAGAGACGCAUGGAGGUGUCAGAGAGACUGAUGGGUGUGGGCGGGCCUGCGGUCCAGAGACCACCCCUUGCUGUCCAGCCUGUGCCCAGUGACAGGCUAUCAGGAGGACGGCAGGCUCUCAGAACCCACGGGAAAUUGGGCUGUGUAGGCUGUGGAACAUGGGUGCCAGGAGGGUAGGCCUUGCUGUCUCCCUUCCCUUCCCUUCCAGCCUCAGGAAGAGAGGAGGAUUUCUUGGGAGGCCACCCUGCAGCCUGGCUGUGGGGGUGACGUUCCAGCUUGUGGCCCAUGCCCACCCCGCUAUGACUUGCCCCUGGCUGUCCAAAUCUAGAAUAAUGAUACCUUGGUCUGAAAGGAAGCCCAGGGACAAACAGAGUGGGCAGGCCGCCCAGGGGCCUGGCAACCCAGCCCUGGCCGUGUGGUAGGUGCCACCCUGGCUUUCUCCCUGGGAGCCGCAUCCGCAUCCUCUGCUCCUCGCCAUCCUGGCACCCCGCCCCAAUCAGAGCCCAGGUGUCUGUCCUCUGCCUCAGGCCCUGGGCAUCAGCCCACCUGGAAACCCUUGUGCCCCGGUCAUCCCACCCCCUCCCCGGGGCUGAGCAGCCUUCCACUGCACCACUCCCUGCUGCCUCUGGGCCCGUAACCAGAGCCAGGCUCCAGCCGGCUUUUCCGGUUGGAGGUUGGAGGAGGUGCCCAGAGCGCCCCUGAAGGGGGUGGGGGCCCACACCCCGGAAGUCCUGGGCCCGGGGGCACUCUCUGCUCCAGGGGCGGAGGGAGCCUGGCUGUAGGGACACCGGGUUUCCGGAGACGGAGCAGCAGAGCGAGUGUUCCUCGGGCUGCUCCGUGACAAGGGGUGGGAGGAGAUGCCUGGGGAAGGCCACACGCACAAGCCGGGGGACGGCCGCCCGUCCUGAGCUCUGAGCGGGCAGGCGGCAUCAGAACAGGACCAGGGGCCGGGCAGCACAAGUGGCAAGAUGAUUCCGGUGGCAGAGUUCAAGCAGUUCACGGAGCCGCAGCCGGCCUUCAAGUUGCUCAAACCCUGGUGGGAUGUGCUGGCCGAGUACCUCACCGUGGCUAUGCUCAUGAUUGGGGUCUUCGGCUGCACGCUCCAGGUGACGCAAGACAAGAUCAUCUGUCUGCCCAGUCGUGAACCCUGGGAGAACUUAUCAGAGGCUCCGUGCCAGCAGCUGCUGCCUCACGGGGUCUCCGAGCAGCUUGGGGGCCCCCGGGAGGUAAGCGGCCUCAAGAACAACCUGGACCUGCAGCAGUAUAGCUUCAUCAACCAGCUCUGCUACGAGACGGCGCUCCACUGGUACGCCAAGUACUUCCCCUACCUGGUCGUCAUUCACACGCUCAUCUUCAUGGUCUGCACCAGCUUCUGGUUCAAGUUCCCAGGCACCAGCUCCAAGAUCGAGCACUUCGUCUCCAUCCUGGGCAAGUGUUUCGACUCGCCGUGGACCACGCGGGCCCUGUCCGAGGUCUCUGGGGAGAAUCAUGAGGCAUCCUCGGCAGGGCUGGGGAAGGCAGGUGAGGGCGAGAAGGAGAAGGUGCUGGCAGAACCUGAGAAGGUGGUCACUGAGCCUCCGGCCGUCACCCUGUUGGACAAGAAGGAGGGCGAACAGGCCAAAGCCCUGUUCGAGAAGGUCAAGAAGUUCCGCCUGCACGUGGAGGAGGGGGAUAUCUUGUACACCAUGUACAUCCGGCAGACGGUGCUCAAAGUCUGCAAGUUCUUUGCCAUCCUGGUCUACAGCCUCAUCUACGUGGAGAAGAUCAGCUUCCUGGUGUCCUGCCAGGUGGACACCUCCGAGGUCACGGGCUACGUCCGCUUCUGCUGUAACCACACCAAGGCCCACCUCUUCUCCAAGCUGGCUUUCUGCUACAUCUCCUUCGUGUGCGUCUACGGCAUUACCUGCCUGUACACGCUCUACUGGCUCUUCCAUCGGCCCCUCAAGGAAUACUCCUUCCGUUCUGUGCGGGAGGAGACCGGCAUGGGUGACAUCCCAGACAUCAGGAAUGACUUCGCCUUCAUGCUGCAUCUCAUCGACCAGUACGACUCACUGUACUCCAAGCGCUUCGCCGUCUUCCUCUCCGAGGUCAGCGAGAGCCGCCUGAAGCAGCUCAGCCUUAAUCAUGAGUGGACGCCCGAGAAGCUGCGGCAGAAGCUGCAGCGCAAUGCUCAGGGCCGGCUUGAGCUGGCCCUCUGCAUGCUCCCAGGGCUGCCGGACACUGUCUUCGAGCUCAGUGAGCUGGAGGCGCUCCGCCUGGAGGCCAUCAGCGAUCUCACCUUCCCCCCGGGCCUCUCACAGCUGGUAAACCUGCAGGAGGUCAGUCUGCUCCACUCACCCACCAGGCUGCCCUUCUCCUCCCAGGCCUUCCUGCGGGACCGCCUGAAGGUCGUGCGCGUCAAGUGCGAGGAGCUGCGCCAAGUGCCCCUCUGGGUGUUCGGGCUGCGUGGCCUGGAGGAGCUGCACCUCGAGGGGCUCUUCCCCCCGGAGCUGGCCCGGGCAGCCACCCUCGAGAGCCUCCGGGAGCUGAAGCAGCUCAAGGUGCUGUCCCUGCGGAGCAACGCCAGCAAAGUGCCAGCCAGCGUGACUGAUGUAGCGGGGCACCUGCAGCGGCUCAGCCUCUACAACGACGGGACCCGUGUGCUCACCCUGAACAGCCUCAAAAAGCUGGUGGCGCUGCGGCAGCUGGAGCUGGUGGCCUGCGGGCUGGAGCGCAUCCCUCACGCUGUGUUCAGCCUGGGUGCACUGCAGGAACUUGACCUCAAGGACAACCACCUGCGGUCCAUCGAGGAGAUCCUCAGUUUCCAGCACUGUCGGAAGCUGGUCACGCUCAGGCUGUGGCACAACCAGAUCGCCUACGUCCCGGAGCAUGUGCGGAAGCUCCGGGGCCUUGAGCAGCUGUACCUCAGCCACAACAAGCUGGAGACCCUACCCGCCCAGCUGGGCAUGUGCUCCAGCCUCCGACUGCUGGACGUCUCCCGCAACGGGCUGCACUCCCUGCCGCCCGAGCUGGGCCUCCUGCAGAAUCUGCAGCACCUGGCGCUCUCCUACAAUGCCCUGGAGGCCCUGCCCUACGAGCUCUUCUUCUGCCGCAAGCUGCGGACGUUGCUUCUCGGCUACAACCAUCUGAGCCAGCUCUCGCCCCAGGUCGGGGCCCUCACGGCCCUCAGCCGCCUAGAGCUCAAAGGCAACCGCUGGGAGGCGCUGCCCGAAGAACUGGGCAACUGUGGGGGUCUCAAGAAGUCAGGGCUCUUAGUGGAGGACACUCUUUACGAGGGCCUGCCGGCAGAGGUGCGGGAGAAAAUGGAAGAGUGAAGCCAGGGUCGGGGGCAGGCUGAGGUACUCCUGGUGGUUCACCCCAGAAUCUCUACUACUGUCUUCUCGGGAGGUGGUCCGGUGGGCCCAGGCCAGGAGAGGAAGAGCAGAUGUGAGCCUUGCGGGGCCUGAGCCAGAUCCUGUGACUGGUUUGUCUGGGGAGGGAUGGGAAUCUGUGGAUUUGGGGUGGAAUGUCACAGAGAGAUUAACUCAGGAUUCACAGACCAAAACCAUGCCUGUGUCUUUGGCUGGCUGGUCUGCUCCCAGCCCUGGGCCAGAACUGCUGCCCUUUCCCCCUGGAUGUUCAGUUAGUGCCACAUAUGGGGGAGGGUCACAUCCCAAUGGGAUUUCAACCCUUUCCCCCUGACCAACCCCAGAUCUGGGGUUCUCUCCCAAGGAGGGCACACAGACACAGGGGACCAGUGUGGACCCCCCUCUCCACAACUCUGAUGCUAAUCAUUAUUUAUAAGUUGUUGGCCAAUGAUACCUGCACAUACACAAACUCAGAAAAAUGGUUCUCAUAUUUGGUGGUGCAUCAAAAUCAACAUCCCCAAAACAGAACAUCUGGGGCCCCACCCCUGAAAGACUGACUCAGGAAGUUCCUGGCCUGGAAAUAAGCAUCCCACAGGGUUCUGAUGCAGGUGGUCCUUAGUGCUGUCUAUUGGGCAAUGCUAACUGACAGCACAGAUGUCCAGAUGUCUAGAGCAAGGAUUCUGAACCUUUUUAAGUCCUAGACCCUUUGAGCAGCUGAGAAAAGCUGGACACCUCCUUCCUCAGGAAAAUGCUCAUGUACGAGCCACGUUCUGCAAACAAUUUAAGCAGUCAAUGGAUACCCCCAAGCCCCUCAACAUAUCCAUUCAUGGACGUCCUAAGGUUGGCAUACCCCAGGGCUCAGAACAUCUGUGGAUAUUACAUUUCUCUGAGGAUGGGCACAAGCUUUACCUUUCCAAUAUUACCUGUGCCAGGCAGCAUAUACCAGUAGGUGCUUAAUAAAUAACACUAAUUACAAGAACCAAAAUUCUUAUCUCUGGUGUCCAAGCCUUCUGUUUCACCAACUACAGUUAAGUGGUGACACUCACAUGCCAGGAUCGAGGGUGGGAGUCUCCUGGGAAUAGAGGGACAGAGGGCCCUUAACAAAUCAGGAGAAAUUAGGCGGCAUCUUCUGCCUAGCUUUUUUUCUGAAGGACCUCUUUUCCUUUGCCUUCCCUGUGAUUCUCCUGACUACACACUUUUGUAUCUGCUCCAUUCAGAAGUCACCAAAGAAGACCCCACACACCUUCAACGCCCAGCAGUGUUCCUGAGCUGGACUGGGAGAGGGCAGGGCUCUGGGCUCAGCCAGUCUGACUCUGACCGCUUGAGACUGGACACCUCUUAGGUGUCUGCAAAAUGCGCGUGUCCUCCUGGCAACUGAGAGCACAGGCAAGUUGCCCUCUAGGAACUAGAAUUUUGGAUAGGGACGUUUCCCCAGCACCCAUCAGACCAGUUAAAGAAAACGUCUAGGCUGCUGAGACGCCUAACCCCAGGGCGCGUCUUGUGCAUAGUCCAGGAGCUGGGCACAUUCCAGGGCGGGACAGAUGGAGGGCGGGGUCUUUAAUAAAGUCCCACGCGGGUCUGACCUGGAGCUCUGGCUUUGUCCUUGGCCCUGUCGCUUAAGUCAGGGUCAUGCCGCUGGAUUCCUGGGGCUCUGACAGCGGCCCGAGCCCUAUGCGGCCUCUGCCGUUUGUCCUUGGGCGACACUGAGCUUGCUGAAAUGGAAAGGGAAUCCCACGGGUGCCUAAUUAGGGUGAGAAGGCAGCAAUUAAGCAUAACAGGAUCCUAAUGAAGUGCUAUCUGAGACAAGAAAGGCAAUUCUGAGAGGGCGUGGGUGCCAGAAAACAGGUCCGGCCACCUAAGAGCCAGGAAGAGACUGAGGUCACAGCAGGAGAACACCGGCAAGAGCCUCUGAGAGCUAAGGCUGCGCGUGCGCACCAGGAGCCACACGCUUGAUUUCGUCUCCCACUCUAUAAGCAUGCG